CCGUUUUAUUUGUCAUAUAACGUUUUAGCGGCUUUGACGAACUGUCGCAUCGCGUUCCUUUGAUCCGCUUCGAGAUGAAGCUGAAGCAGCUCGAGGGCCUCCUUGGCACUCUUCAGCAGUUCUCCCACCCAAAGAUAGAAUUGGAACAAUAUCCCACAGGACCACAUAUUGCGUCUCGGUUACUUUAUACGGUAGAAAAUACAUAUGGAAAUAUAAGUGGCAAGAUUGUAGCAGAUUUUGGUUGUGGUUGUGGUACGUUAGGAUUAGCAAGUGCACUUUUGGAUGCGGAGCAGGUCAUUGGCAUUGACAUCGAUCCCCAAUCUCUAGAGAUUGCUUCAGAAAAUGCUGUAGAUCUGGAGCUGGAAAUGGAUUUCAUGCAGUGUGACAUUAACAACUUAAGAUGGAGAGAUCAUUUGGUGCACACUGUUGUCAUGAAUCCUCCUUUUGGAACUCGGAGAAAAGGAUCUGACGUUGAGUUUCUUGCAAAAGCUUUGAAGGUCGCUUCUUGUGCAGUCUACUCUUUGCAUAAAACUACCACCAGAGAUUAUAUAAAGAAAUUUGUCGUUCGAGAUUUGAACGUCAGAACUGCAGAAGUUUUAUGUGAGCUGCGGUAUGAUGUGCCACAACUUUACAAAUUUCUCAAAAAGAAAGAGUUGGAUAUUGCAGUAGAUCUCUGGCGCUUCGUCCCAAAUGCCAACCAAGCACUGUAGUCAACACUCCUCAGGCCAAUCUAGAGC
Zingiber officinale is the source of this 737-nucleotide messenger RNA. Its product is annotated as rRNA N6-adenosine-methyltransferase METTL5-like. Gene Ontology annotation, biological process: rRNA methylation. NCBI's taxonomy places the organism in Eukaryota, Viridiplantae, Streptophyta, Magnoliopsida, Zingiberales, Zingiberaceae. Gene Ontology annotation, molecular function: rRNA (adenine-N6-)-methyltransferase activity. The record is from RefSeq and is a predicted model, not a curated record. The coding region runs from base 75 to 710 and encodes 211 amino acids. The transcript is spliced from 9 exons.